This is a messenger RNA of Sordaria macrospora k-hell, 327 nucleotides long. RefSeq lists its product as uncharacterized. NCBI's taxonomy places the organism in Eukaryota, Fungi, Ascomycota, Sordariomycetes, Sordariales, Sordariaceae. The record is from RefSeq and is a predicted model, not a curated record.
AUGGUUGCAAGCACGUUAAGAAGGACUUGGUCGAUUGUGCGGCCAAGAAGGGAUCUGGAACCGCCACUUGCCCCGACGGAGCUCCCAAGGAACAGAAACACACUGCAGAAGGCGAUUGCGGAGAACACUGAUACCACGGAGUCACAAAUGAGCAAGAGUUCCUCUCCAUACCCGAGUCAAAGACCAAGGGAACGACAACUUUUUGAGAACUCCCAAGCUACGCAACACUUCCACAUUUUCGCCUUUGCGCAAUUGUCAUCGACCUCCUGCCGCACGCAUGCACAUCCGAUCGCCGACUUCAAAACAUCGAGGCAUAUUGGGCGGUGA